Molecule: messenger RNA, 1293 nt
Organism: Boeremia exigua
Lineage: Eukaryota; Fungi; Ascomycota; Dothideomycetes; Pleosporales; Didymellaceae
Exons: 3
Coding region: 115-1029 (304 amino acids)
Biological process (GO): regulation of transcription by RNA polymerase II
Cellular component (GO): nucleus
Molecular function (GO): RNA polymerase II transcription regulatory region sequence-specific DNA binding; DNA-binding transcription factor activity, RNA polymerase II-specific
Source: RefSeq, a predicted model, not a curated record
GCUGUUUUCGCAAUCUUGAGUUGAGCCCUCCAACUUUACAUACGUCAUCCUACACCCUGGAUACUACGCUAAAUUAAUAUAUCUCCAGACCAAAAUCCGAGAAAUCGAUUCCAGAUGUACUACGACAACGAGUGCGAGACAUGCGAUCGUGAGUUCGGUAGUCAGCAAGCUGCUAUACAACACAUGAACGCACUUGAUCACUGGGGUCCACGCUAUGAAUGCGACACAUGUGAUCGAGAGUUCUUCACUCAACAAGCGGCGAAUCAGCACAUGAAUGACACGGAUCAUUGGGAGGCACGGUUUCAGUGCGAUACAUGCGAUCGGGUCUUCUCCACUCAACGGUCAGCUGACCAGCACAUGGUCGACACAGGACACCGAGAACCUCGAUAUGGGUGUGAUAUCUGUUCUCGAAGGUUUGAUACCGAAAUGUCUGCCGAUCAGCAUAUGAACGCCGUUGGUCAUCACAAACGAAAUUUCUGCGAUAGCUGUAGCAGAUCAUUUCAGAGUGAAAACGCUUUGAAGAUGCAUCUCAACUCAAGCACUCAUCGCGGUAGAAACGUUGUAUGUCCCUUUUGCAAGAUGGCUUUGACCUCAGCCAGUGGUCUAUCGCACCAUCUUGAGACUGGCUCAUGCCAACGAGCCAAGAAUGUCAAUCACCGAACAAUCUUCCAGGCUAUUAGUCAGCGAGAUCCUGGUGGCAUAUUGACAAACAGACUGCUCACCUACCCCGAUUUCGACACCGAGCAAAUCGCCACCGAUGGCACGUGGAAUGGCUCUAGCUUCGAAUGUUAUCUUUGUCGUCGCGAAUAUGAUACGCUUCGAGCUUUGAACCAACAUCUGAACUCGCCAGCUCAUAGCGAGAAACUGUAUCAUUGCCCAAACCGCAAUUGCGAAGGCCAAUUCGUACGGUUAGCAUCGCUUUUCAACCACCUUGAAAGUGAGAGCUGCAACUUUGUGCGGUUUGAGAGGGUUCAGAAGCAUGUUCACAACUUCAUUACGGGAGGACAAAGACUGGUUGGUUUUACCUGAAUGUCUGGGUGUUUGUAUCAAAGACGAAUCAUCUAAUUGACAGCUACGGGUGCAAUAUAAUUGGCGGUUCUCAGCACACUGAUUUCCUUGCCACGCAGAGGGGAAUGUUGGCGUAGAAUAGCUGAUCAGGGAAUGAUAUUCGUAAAACAGCGCACGUAGAGCAGCAUAAUUCCUACCACUAUAUUCGAUAGGCACAAUGUCAACAAAAAGACCUAUUGUCUAGGAGCCCAAAGCGCAUAUGUGCACAUUGUGCUAUUAGGUUGC